Messenger RNA from Cucurbitaria berberidis CBS 394.84, 2892 nucleotides. Its product is annotated as heavy metal tolerance protein precursor. Gene Ontology annotation, biological process: transmembrane transport. NCBI's taxonomy places the organism in Eukaryota, Fungi, Ascomycota, Dothideomycetes, Pleosporales, Cucurbitariaceae. The transcript has 2 exons. The coding region runs from base 1 to 2892 and encodes 963 amino acids. The record is from RefSeq and is a predicted model, not a curated record. Gene Ontology annotation, molecular function: ATP binding; ABC-type transporter activity; ATP hydrolysis activity. Gene Ontology annotation, cellular component: membrane.
AUGGCCAUGGUGGCCGACGACGCCCAGGUCGAGCGCCUCCACCAGCGAGCUGUCGACCAUUCGAGAUGGGCCCAUGCCGACACGCUCGUCUCGCUCGUCACCCUGCUGCAAUAUGCCUAUCCCAUCGUUAUGCUGUGCUUCUUCCUCGUCGCCUUUACCCUGCGUAGCAUUGCCGCCUCUAAUUCUAAUGCUAAUAUCUCGAAACCCACCACCCUUGGCCCUGGAGGCAAGCCGCUGCCCGCGACCGAUCCCACCCGCAACUUUGUCAAGAAGACGGCCCACGACCAUGUCACACACACCCAGAAGCGGCUCUUCGAAUGGGUUUCCCUGGCCACGGCCCUCACCUUUGUCGGCAAUUCUGCCGUCAUCAUUGUGCAUGCAUUGGUCAAAGAGAAGGAGCACUAUUGGGCUGGCAAGGCGGCUGUGAUUUAUCUCGUAGGCUCCUUCUUCGUCUACUGCCUGUUCCUCAUCUCCCUCCUCGAUUCGAAGCCCUCGCCAACCAUGGCCCACCUGGCAACAUGGACCUUGGCUACCGUGCUAGAAAUAGUACUGGUAGCCUGCUCUUUCGCCAUAUACACGCAUGCCCAUAAUGAGCGCACUGCGGGCCGCACCAACACCCCACUGCGCUUCCGCAUGACGAGCUGGGAAGCGGCUGAAGUGGCCAUGGACUUGCUCCGCAUCGUAUUGCUCCUCGCCCUAAUUGGCUUUUAUGUUGCCUUUGUUGUAUUGCCCCAGCGCAAGGUGCUAGAAGAGGCGGGAAGCUCGAGUGAAAGUACGGCGCUGCUGGGUGGCGCUGAUCGAAAUGGCCACGCGGAAAACGGUCACGCCAACGGCUCCUACGGCUCAGUCCAUCCGGUGGGUGGCAAACACCAACACACAGAGGGUGCACCGCCCGCCUGGAGUCGACCCACAGGCGCACCUGCGCGCAGCUGGUGGGAAUACAUCAAAGGCUACCAUGUCUUCUUCCCGUACCUCUGGCCUUCCAAGGAUCGAAAAUUGCAAGUCGUCGUCGUUCUUUGCUUCCUCCUCGUCCUCGCUCAGCGCGUCGUCAACCUGCUGGUUCCCGAUCAGCUGGGGAGCAUUGUUGCUCGUCUUGCACACAAGCAACCCGGCAGCCCCUGGACCGCCAUCAUCAUCUUCAUCUCGUUUCGUUUUCUGCAGGGCGGCAAUGGUCUGCUGGGCGCUGCACGAGCUGCCCUCUGGAUCCCCGUCUCGCAGUACUCGUAUCGCGAAUUGUCUGUUGCGGCAUUUGAGCACGUGCACAGCCUCAGCCUGGAUUUCCACCUCGGGAAAAAGACGGGUGAAGUCCUGUCCGCGCUUGGAAAGGGAAGCUCCGUCAACACCUUUCUGGAGCAGGUGACCUUCUCGGUGGUCCCCAUGCUGAUCGACUUGGUAGUCGCCAUUGUCUACUUUCUCGUCAAAUACGAUGCUUACUAUGCGCUCGUCCUCGCCAUUGUUACCUUCUGGUACAUCUAUCUGACGAUUCGCAUGGCGCAGUGGCGCGCUGAGAUUCGCCGAGAAAUGGUCAAUGCGGAUAGGGAAGAAGAUGCCGUCAAGAACGAUUCAAUGGUGUCGUACGAAACCGUCAAGUAUUUCAAUGCCGAAGCGUACGAGUUCAACCGCUACCGUGAGGCCGUCAAGAAGUACCAGAACGCCGAGUACAAGGUCAUGUUUUCGCUAAACGUGAUGAAUAUCACACAGAACAUGGUCUUCAUGCUCGGCCUGCUCGUGACCUGCUUCAUCGCAGCAUAUCAGGUCGCCACAGACCAGCAGGACGUAGGCAAGUUUGUCACGCUCAUUACCUACAUGGCUCAGCUUCAAAGUCCUCUUAAUUUCUUUGGCACCUUUUACAGAAUGAUCCAGUCUGCCAUGAUCAACUCAGAGCGCAUGCUUGAGUUGUUCAAAGAGCAGCCCACCGUGGUGGACAAGGAGGAUGCCAUUGUCCUGGCUUCGUGCGAAGGCAAUCUUCGCUUCCAAGACGUUCAUUUUGCCUACGACCAACGCAAGCCCGCUUUGACGGGUCUCGACUUUCACUGUAAACCGGGCACAACCACUGCAUUUGUUGGCGAGUCUGGAGGCGGCAAGUCAACCGUGUUCCGCCUCCUCUAUCGAUUCUACAACACCACAUCGGGAAGCAUUCAGGUGGACGGACACGAUGUCGAAGAUGUGACCAUCGAAUCAGUGCGCCGCCACAUUGGUGUUGUUCCUCAAGACACAGUCUUGUUCAAUGAGACGCUCAUGUACAACCUCAGAUACGCGAACCCAGAGGCAACGGACGAACAAGUGUACGAGGCAUGCAGAGCAGCGAGCAUCCACCACAAGAUCAUGACGUUCCCGGACAAGUACGAAACCAAAGUCGGUGAGCGCGGGUUGCGCCUUUCCGGGGGUGAAAAGCAGCGUGUUGCCAUUGCUCGUACCAUUCUGAAGAACCCCCGAAUCAUCAUGCUCGACGAAGCUACUGCGGCGCUUGACACGGAGACAGAACAGCACAUCCAGGAAGCGUUCACAACCUUGGCGCAAGGGCGUACCAUGCUCAUCAUUGCCCACCGACUUAGCACCAUCACUCACGCUGACCAAAUUCUCGUCCUGCACAAAGGCAAGGUGCAGGAGAAAGGAACCCACGAGGAGCUUCUUGAGCGCAAUGGCCAUUAUGCGGCCAUGUGGAAGAAGCAGAUACGAGCCCAGAGAGCGGCCGAGCAAGCCAAGGUACUGAAAGACAAAGCCGAUCGCCUUCGACGAGAGUCCAAGGACGGAACGAUUGGGCUUGACGAUUGCAGCAGCAGCCAUUCUGCUUCUUCGUCUGACGACGAGAGAGCGAAGAAACUCCGCUCUGGACCUCAGGAGGGUUCUUAUCGAGCCGAGGGCUCUAGCAAACCCCAUGGACACCCAUAG